AUGUAUCACAAAAUCAGAAUUUGCAGCUGUUUGGUGGCAUUUUUCCAAUCCCUCCUACUUGUUCAAAGAACCUAAAACCAUAUUGAUUUGCAGGUGCGUAUUUUCACAGAAAUGGAGGAUCCCAUCUUAGAUGCUAUGUAUGAAAGAUUGAAGCAAAAACUGUAUAUACAAGGAAGAAAGGUACUGUAUCAAGGAGCUCCAAUUGACAAGAUGGUUUUCAUUGUCCGAGGAAAAAUGGAGAGUGUUAGAGAUGGAAAUCCAACCCCCUUGUCAGAAGGUGACGUUUGUGGGCAGGAGCUACUCACAUGGUGUCUUGAGCAUUCUUCAGUGAGCAGAAAUGGAAAGAAAAUCAGGUCAUCGGGACAGCAGUUACUUUCUAAAAGGACUGUGAAGUGUUUAACAAAUGUGGUAGCUUUUGUGCUGCAAGCUGAUGAUCUGAAAGAAGUCGCCGCCACUUUUGCACCAUUCUUGCGGAGCCCACGUGUUAGGGGCCAUAAGGUACGAAUCUCCAGAGUGGAGAGAAGACACAGCAAGUUGCAUUCAAGAAGCAUGGAGAUACAAGAAGAAGCCUCUGAGUCGGGGAGCAAGUGGUAAACCUCCACCUGAUAAUCCCAUCAGGCUAUAUAACCUUCCUAGUAAUUUAUAUAUGUAAUAUCCUAUUUUCCAUGGAAAAAUGUAUGUAAUUGUAUCAUUGAUCUCAAUGAUCAGCCCCUUUAUAAGGGGUCCACUUAUCUGCUAGAUAGUUGUAUCUAUGCAAGUUUUCAUCUCUUACAAUUCUUGUACCACAAAAACAUCAAUGUGGAUCGAUGGUUGAAUUAUAUCUAAUGGUUGCCUAUUGUGAUUGAAA
This is a messenger RNA of Magnolia sinica, 847 nucleotides long. RefSeq names its product probable cyclic nucleotide-gated ion channel 20, chloroplastic. The transcript has 3 exons. The record is from RefSeq and is a predicted model, not a curated record. NCBI's taxonomy places the organism in Eukaryota, Viridiplantae, Streptophyta, Magnoliopsida, Magnoliales, Magnoliaceae. Bases 112 to 594 code for a protein of 160 amino acids.